Molecule: messenger RNA, 2505 nt
Organism: Caenorhabditis briggsae
Lineage: Eukaryota; Metazoa; Nematoda; Chromadorea; Rhabditida; Rhabditidae
Gene: Cbr-chl-1
Product: Protein CBR-CHL-1
Exons: 7
Coding region: 1-2505 (834 amino acids)
Biological process (GO): establishment of sister chromatid cohesion; nucleobase-containing compound metabolic process
Cellular component (GO): nucleus
Molecular function (GO): hydrolase activity, acting on acid anhydrides, in phosphorus-containing anhydrides; ATP binding; DNA binding
Source: RefSeq, a predicted model, not a curated record
AUGGAAGAGUUCUCGUUUCCAUUCCAACCAUACGACAUCCAACUUCGUUUAAUGCGAGAAAUUCGAGAUUGCAUUGAAGACGGAAAAGUUGGAAUUUUCGAGUCGCCAACUGGAACUGGUAAAUCAUUGAGUGUUCUGUGCUCAACAUUGACAUGGCUGGAAAAUGAGGAAAAUCGUAUUGAAACGGAGCUAAACGAAAAAUUGAGGAAAAUUCAAGAAAAUAUUGCGGAGAGUAAAAAAAGUGGUGCUUCUUGGGAAGACGCGCUCAAGUUGUCAUUGGAAGCGGAAAAGGAAGAAAGUGAAGUAAUGGAAGCGAUUGAGAAGAGAAAACGAUUAACAACAAGAAUCGAUCUGGCAAAACAGGGAAUGGUUGACGUUUCUAGGAAGAGAAAAGCGCCAGCAAGAGACGCAGACUUUGCGCUCGCAGAUGAUGAACCGAAGGAUGAGGCAGCGCCAUCUGAAGAAUAUCAUUCCGAUGGAGAAUCUGGGUCGGAACUACACAAUAACAAAGAUGAUGAAGAGGAGGACCAGGAGUCUCCUAAAUGCUUGAAAAUUUUCUAUGCCUCCCGAACUCAUUCUCAACUGGAACAACUUGUCGAUGAACUUGGGAAAACUAGAUUUCAGCCGAGAGUUGUGACAUGUAGUUCCAGGGGUAACCUAUGUGUGAAUGAGGAAGUGAAGAAACUAAAACUAAACCAUUUGAUCAAUGAAAAGUGCAUGGAAUUGAGAAAAAAUGGAACGUCAGAUAAAGAUAAAAAGCAGAAGACUGAAGAUGGAGGGGAGAAGAAGAAAAAAUCGUGCUCAAAGUCUUGUGAGUUCUAUAGCUCAACACAAAUUGAAGACUUAGUCAAUGGUGUGUUGGCAAAUAAGCUGAAAACGACUAUUCAAGUAACAAAAGAAGGAGUUUCAUCAAAAGGGUGUCCGUACUUUGCCUCCAGAAAAGCAGUUCCUCAGUGCCAACUAGUUCUGCUGCCGUACCAAGUUCUUCUUCAUGAAGGAACCCGAAAUGCGUGGGGAAUCGAUUUGAAAGAUAAUGUGAUUGUGUUGGAUGAAGCUCACAAUGUCCUCACAACCAUUAAUAGUUUAUAUUCUGCGGAAAUCUCUGAAAAGUCGUUGUCCCUCGCCCUCCGACUGAUUCGAGAGUACAAUGCUAAAUAUAAACUUCGCUUGAAAGCCAAAAAUCUACUGUAUAUGAAACAACUGGAACAGCUCACCAGCAAGAUGCUCAUUUUUCUCAACAGUCAAUCCAAAGAAGACGUGAUGACCAUGGCUCAACUGUCGAGAAAUUUGAAUAUUCUGGAGCUCAAUCUGUUCAAAUUGGCGACUUAUAUUGAAAAGUCUGACUUGUGCAAAAAGUUUCAUGGAUUUUAUCUACAAUCGAUGCGAGCGUCAAUUGAUUUGAAGAAGGAGAAUGAAAAACCAAAGCUCACUGGAAUUCAGAAGUUGAUGGUUAAAAAAGAAGAAGCAGAGAAGAUAAAAGCGGAGGAAAAUCAAGAAGAAGUUAGACCACAAAUUACAGUUUCAUCUCCACUUUUCUCGCUGAAAUCAUUUAUUGAUGCCUUGACAAACAAAUGCGAAGAUGGACGAAUUUUGAUCGAUAAGACUAAAGAUCCUAAGUAUCGAUACAUUCUCCUGAAUCCUGCUGACCGUUUGGCAGAAGUUGUGAAAGCCUGUCGAGCUACUGUACUUGUUGGUGGAACCAUGGAACCAUCCGAACUUCUUGUUGAAACUCUUUCUCGAGGAUCCGUUGGCCCAGAUGCUAUUCGUCGAUUCUCUUGUGCUCAUGUCAUUAAUGACUCCCAGCUUUUAGCAGUUACUAUUCAAAAAACAGUGGAUGGGAAGCCAUUCCAAUUGACCUACAAAACUCGACAGAAUCCAGAGACGCUGAAAUCGAUUGGAAGAACUCUUCAAGUCUUAUCUCAACACAUUCCUAAUGGUGUUGUUAUCUUCGUGCCUUCUUAUGAAAUUCUUACCGAUUUGAUCAAGAAAAUGAAAGAGACCAAAAUCAUGGAGCAGAUUGGGAGAAAGAAAAGUGUGUUUGCUGAAACACGUCAAUCAUCUUCAACCAUGCUAUCAGACUACAGUACCGCUGCCAAGUCAUCAAGAGGAGCAAUUCUGUUUGCUGUGAUGGGUGGCAAAAUGAGUGAAGGCAUCAACUUCUCAGACGAAUUGGGUCGUGCUGUAAUCGUCAUCGGACUACCGUAUCCUAACAAAACUGGUGUGGAACUUCGAGAAAGAAUGAGAUUCCUGGACUCUCAAAUGGCUAAUGGAGGAAAUAUGCUGUACGAAUCGAUGUGCAUGCAUUCAGUGAACCAGUCUAUCGGAAGAGCUAUCCGCCAUAGAAAAGAUUAUGCUGCCGUCUACCUGUUUGAUGAUAGAUAUGCUUUGGAGUCCACAAAAAGCAAACUAUCGGCUUGGAUUGGUGAUCGGACGCAGAGGAAUUUGAGAUUCCCGCAGAUUAUUCAGAAGUCUAACGCAUUCUUCAAAGCAAAUGGAUCCAAUUAA